AUGGCAGAGUUGAAACUGGGUUUUCUGGGUGCCGGGCAAAUGGCAACCGCCCUGGCCGAAGGGUUCGUCGCCGCCAAGUUGGUCCCCUCCAAGGGCAUCAUCGCGGCCGAUCCCUCGCCCGAGGCCCGUGCCAACUUCGCUGCGGCUUGUGGUGCCAGGGUGGUCGAAGACAACGCCGAAGUGCUCGAAAACGCCAGCGUCGUAUUCUUGGCCGUUAAGCCGCAGCAUGCCCCGGCCGUGCUAGCCCCGCUCAAGUCCGCCUGGAGCGAAGAUCACCUCAUCGUCUCCAUCGCCGCCGGGCUGACGACCGCCUCAAUCGCGAAACAAACCGCCGACACGCCUCGGCUCAUUCGCGUGAUGCCGAACACGCCUUGCCUGGUGGGCUACAGUGCAAGUGCCUUCAGUCUCGGCCCUCGGGCUACCACGGCCGACGCCGAAUUGGUCGAGCGUUUGCUCGCCGCGGUCGGUCAGGCACACCAACUAGACGAGUCGCUGCUCGACGCCGUCACCGGGCUCUCCGGGUCGGGGCCGGCCUUCGUGUAUCAGAUCAUCGAGGCUCUCAGCGACGGGGGAGUCCGCAUGGGGCUCCCACGGGCGGUGGCCACCGCGCUGGCCGCCCAGACCGUACGGGGGGCUGCCGAAAUGGUCCUCGUCACUGGUGAACACCCGGCCACGCUGAAAGACCGAGUGGCCUCCCCAGGCGGGACCACCAUCGCGGGGUUGCAGGCCCUAGAGCAAGGCGGUCUCAGGGCCACCUUGAUGUCCGCAGUCGAGGCGGCCACACGUCGCUCGACGGAAUUGGGGCAAUCGACCUAG
Cladocopium goreaui is the source of this 816-nucleotide messenger RNA. The record is from the annotation of a GenBank genome assembly. Lineage: Eukaryota; Dinophyceae; Suessiales; Symbiodiniaceae.